Vicia faba (fava bean) is the source of this 1260-nucleotide messenger RNA. NCBI's taxonomy places the organism in Eukaryota, Viridiplantae, Streptophyta, Magnoliopsida, Fabales, Fabaceae. The record is from the annotation of a GenBank genome assembly.
AUGGAAGAUGACACAAACAUGGCUCAAGAACAAGAAGAUCAAUCAAGAAACAAUGGUAUCAAUGGUGGUAGAUCUACUAGAAAGCCAAAGCAAAAGAAGGUUCCACAAAGAGGUCUUGGUGUAGCACAGCUUGAAAAGAUACUAGAAGAACAACACAUGAAAGAUGGUGUUGUGAUUUCACCUUCCAAAAAUUCAUCAACAUCUUCAUCCUCACCAACAACUAUAUCAUCUUAUUUGCCUCUUCCAAUCAACAAUUUUAACCAUUCAAAUGUAAAAGAUGGUUCUUUCAUUUUACCAUCACAGAAUUCUUCUUCUUCAUCAUCAUCAUCACCGUCGUCAACAACCAUAUCAAACUAUUUGCCUCUCCCGAUUACCAAUUACAAUCUCGUGAACCAAAAUUCUUCUCCUAGUCCUUUACCUUUGCCACAACUCGAUUUUAGAUCUCCAAUGUCACUGCAACAUUUGGAUGGUAAAGGUUCUGGUACUGUUCCAUUGAAUGUGCCUAAGUUUUGGAGCUCUCGUGAGUUGGAUUUUGAGAAGGAGAGUUUUGGUAUGGAACAUGGAUUGCCCUUUGUCCCUAGUUUGCCUUUUGAUUCUAAUACAAUUUGGCCUCUGCCUAAUUGGGUCCAGAGAUCACAAUUUCAUCAUCAAUCUUCUUCACAAGUGGUGAAUAAUUCAUCAGGAACUUCAUCCUCUCAUGUGCCUCAGUUGUCAAUUGAGCCCCCUUCAAACCAAAAUAGUACUAGCAACGGUACGCCGAUCAGGUCGGCGGAGAAGAUGAUGGUUGGCAUGAAAAGGCCAUAUCCUUUCUCCCUGGAUUUUUCACAAACACCUCUAAAUUAUAAGUUGUCCUCCAUUGGUCAAGUAAGUACAAAUGGAAGAACUUCGUGUGAGAGUGAAAGUGGAUUUCAUCUUGAUGCUGCCAUUUCAAAUUCCAGAGAAUCUCAGUCUUGUUCAGCCUCCAACUCUGAUCCAAAGUCGAUGAAAAAAGAUAAAGGGAUUAAGGAAUUUGAUGGAAGUUUUCUCUCUUUGGCUCCUCCAACACCUCCCGCUUCAUAUGCAGUUUCACCGUCAAAACCACAAGAAUCCCCCGAGAAAAAUAUCGAAGAUCAAUUCUCUAUUCCAGCGGGUUACAAACUAGUCAAACAACAGAAGCAACCUACAUACAGCUUCAUUCCAGCACAAAAUGGACAAACAACAUCCAGAAAUCAAAAUGGUCACGAAGUGGAAGAAAUUAUUGAUCUAAAUUUGAAGUUAUAG